AUGGUCAUGUUUGGGCAACAGGAAAUGUAUAUUCAUGCCAAACACUUUCGAGAAAAGGUCAAUAAUUGUAUCGAUUCAAGCGAAGAAAUACUCAGCUUUUACGAAGCAUUAAAAUCAUACACGAGGUCUUUGCUGCAACCUGAUGACUGUCAAGAAUUUGUAUCAAAAAUUCCUAUACCUCCAAGUGAAGGCAUAAGAAUAGUUAAAAUACAAAAGGUUGCAUCAGAAUCACUGGGUGUUGGAUUACGAGGCGGAAAAGAGCAUGGUGUUGGUGUUUUUAUAUCCUCUGUUGUUCGUGGCUCAAGAGGAGAUAUAGCUGGACUGAAGGCUGGUGAUGAAGUGCUUCUUGUCAACGGGUUUACGAUACGCGAAUCAACGCAUUCAGAGGUUGUUAGUCUUAUUAGAAACAGAAGAAAUCUCAGAAUCAAAGUGAGAAGCACCAGGAAAUACCCAGAUCGUAUAAACGGUAAAUUGAUUUGGAAAUCAAUGGAUGACAAAGAAAACGUGUUUCGAUACAAUGCUAACGUUUUGAAUCAUCUGGUUAGCCAGUUGACGCUAACUAGAAACCAGUCUCCAGUCUUGCAAAUUCGAGAUACUGAUAAACACGUGAAAUUUGUUGUUGGACCACAGGGUCUUGGUUGCGAGUAA
This is a messenger RNA of Xenia sp. Carnegie-2017, 648 nucleotides long. RefSeq names its product harmonin-like. Gene Ontology annotation, molecular function: protein binding. The transcript has 9 exons. The coding region runs from base 1 to 648 and encodes 215 amino acids. Gene Ontology annotation, cellular component: plasma membrane. The record is from RefSeq and is a predicted model, not a curated record. NCBI's taxonomy places the organism in Eukaryota, Metazoa, Cnidaria, Anthozoa, Malacalcyonacea, Xeniidae.